Molecule: messenger RNA, 2503 nt
Organism: Vigna angularis (adzuki bean)
Lineage: Eukaryota; Viridiplantae; Streptophyta; Magnoliopsida; Fabales; Fabaceae
Product: sugar transport protein MST6
Exons: 4
Coding region: 1689-2201 (170 amino acids)
Biological process (GO): transmembrane transport
Cellular component (GO): membrane
Molecular function (GO): carbohydrate transmembrane transporter activity
Source: RefSeq, a predicted model, not a curated record
CUAGCACCUCUCCCAUUUCCCUUUUAUUUUUCUUGCUUCUUUCUCUUCUCUACGCUCCACUACCUACUUUAAGUGCCCCUGCUGCCAUGCCGCUACCGGAAGCCACCACCACCUCAUCCUGUGCGACGGCUCGAGCGCAACUUUCACCUCACCUGCUAGUGCGUCGCCUCUGGAUUGAAGAGCAAGCGGUCCCGCCGUUGCCGGGAGCCACCACCACCAUCACCACCAUCUCAGAUCUACAGAUCUGAAGGCCCGACUUCCAUCCCUAAAGACCCGUCUUCCAUCCCCAACGUCCACAAGUUCCAAAAGCUCACCCGCAACAUCUCCAAAGCCGAUGCCUCUUCGCGGAUUCGCGCCUGGGGAAGUGUCGUUCGCAACCUCACGUCUUCGCCGGGGCCAAUCGUCGAAGCCACCGUUGCUCACGUUGGAGGAAGUCGCGCUGUGUACGAUGGUUUGGCCGCUCCCUUUAGUACCCUAAGGUGAAGAAGGAGCAGAGCACGGGCAUUCUGGCAUGUUUUGUUAGGGAGGAAUUGAAGGAGAAAAUUGUUUUGUGGUGUGUUCUGUGUAGUGUAGGUUGAAGGAGCAGAGCAUGGCUUUUGUGGUGUGUUCUGUGUAGUGUAGGUUGAAGGGGGAUGAACUUGCUAAGCAAAAACUGUUUCUUUUUCUUUUUAUGUUACAUGAUUCUGUGAUCUAAAUAUGAUUCUACCCUGAAUAUGAUAUUUUCUUCUCUUUUUCUAGUUUGGGAUAGAAGACUGACUUCAGAUUUCUAUGGAGUUGAGAUCAAAAGAGAUGCAACAGAGAAAAUGACAAUAAACUAAUGUUAAUCAAGUUUGUGGAAGGUGGAUCUGAUAAAGACCUGAAAAAACCUUAUACCGCCUCAGUUCACCAUACCUGAAACCAAAAGUCUCCCCCUCUAGCGCCUCGGUUUCAUUUUAAUCGAGGCAAAAGUGUACAUCUUUUUUACUCGAUUUGCAACCGAGGCAAAAAAUGCGUUUAUAUAUACCUCGAUUGUAGAACCGGUACCAAUAGGCCAAAAUAACCGUUGUCUUUUUCUUUUAUUCUUUUAAUGUACUAGUGUAAAGUCACGCGGAUUGUUUGUUCUCACUGUAAUACUUUUUGGUGUGAUAUUGUUUGCACUCUCUUUGCAUCAAUUUAUUCUUAUUUUGGGAAAGCUUUUCAGAAUGACAGAUUCAAAUGGAAUCGUAUUUGGCAUCUAUCUUUUAACUGCAUUAUAUGGAUUCAUAUUUGGUUAUCAUUUCGGUAUAUCAGGUAUGUUAACAUACUUAUCUAUCUUUCCAUGGAUUCUUGUUUCAUUCAUUACUCACAUCAACAUAUGCAGGUGGCAUGAGUUCUAUGGAUUCUUUUCUGAAAAAAUUCUUCUAUGAAGUGUAUGAAAAGGAGAACAACAUAAAACCCUCAAACGAUCCGUAUUGCAAAUUUGACAGCCAAAUAUUGACAUUAUUCACAUCAUCUCUACAUUUGGCUGCUUUGAUUGGAUCAAUAUUUGCAUCCUUUGUCAUUCGACUUUUUGGGAGACGCCCUCCCAUGAUAUGUGGGGGUGCAUUUUUUUUCUUGGGUGUAGGCUUUCUCACCUUUGCAUUCUUUUUCCCAGAUGGUGAAUUAAAUGGUUUUGCAAACUAUGGUUGGGCGCUAAUUGUCAGCCGCGUGUUAUUUGGUUUAGGAAUUGGAUGUACUCAUCAGAAUCACCAAAUUCUUUGAUUGAACGUGGUCUUCAUGAGAAAGCUAAGAGGGAACUUAUUGAGAUUCGAAACACUACAGAUGUGGAGGAGGAGUUUAACGAUCUUGUGGCAGCAAAUGAAUGCUCCAAAACAAUGAAAGACCCUUGGAUCUCUUUAUUAAAGAGACAGUACAGACCCCAACUCACAUUUGUCAUAAUCAUUCCCUUGUUUCAGCAACUCACUGGCAUAAAUGUGAUUAUAUUGUAUGCUCCUAUUUUGUUCAAGACCAUUGGUUUUGGAGCCCAUGCUUCUCUCAUGUAUGCCAUGAUAAUUGGAGGUUGCAACGUAAUUGCCACUCUUGUCUCCAUAUUCACCAUUAACAAGUUCGGUAGACGAACUCUUUUCUUAGGAGGAAUACAAAUGUUUAUUUUCCAGGAAUGUUGCCAAAGUGGUAUGCUAUUGCGGUUGUGUGUGGCAUAUGCGUGUACGUGGCGGGAUUUGCAUGGUGUUGGGGUCCUCUAGGAUGGUUGGUUCCAAGUGAGAUUUUUUCAUUUGAAGUGCGUUCGGUUACACAAAGCAUCAAUGUCUUUGUGAAUAUGAUAUCCACCUUUGUCAUUGCGCAAAUUUUCACUACCAUGCUUUGUCUCAUGAAGUUUGGAUUGUUCAUUUUCUUUGCAUGUUUGCUCAUUUUGAUGAACACAUUCAUUUACAAACUUCUACCAGAGACUAAAGACAUUUCCAUUGAAGAAAUGCAUGUUAUAUGGCAGAGUCAUCCUUAUUGGAAGAAGUUUGUUAAAUCAAUUGAUGUCACUAUUAGUGAUGAG